AUGACGAGCUCGAUUGCCAUUAAUCUCCCUUUCCUCACUUUCUCUCUCCUCAUUGCUCUGUUGUCCUCUGUUUCUUCCGCUCUAAACAGAGACGGUGUUCUCUUGCUCUCAUUCAAAUACUCCAUCAUCGGCGAUCCUCUAUCCGUCCUCCAGACAUGGAACUACGACGACGCAACUCCCUGUUCCUGGACCGGAGUCACCUGCACCGACCUCCGAGUCACCGAUUUGGUCCUUCCCAAGAGCCAGCUUCUGGGCUCGAUUUCUCCCGACUUGGGCCUAAUCGAGCGCCUCCGCCACGUUGAUCUCUCCAACAACUUCUUGAACGGCUCGCUGCCUGGUUCCUUCUUCGGCUCGAACGAGCUGCAAGUGAUUUCCCUCUCCGGGAACGAGAUCUCCGGCGGACUGCCGGAAUCAAUCGGCGGGAUGAAGGGUUUGCAGGUGCUGAAUCUCUCUGACAAUGCGUUGGCGGGUAAUGUGCCGAGGAAUUUGAGUGGUCUUCAGAAUCUGACCGUUCUCUCACUGAAAGCUAAUUACUUCAGUGGAUUUGUCCCGAGUGGGUUUGGUUCCGUCGAACUGCUCGACUUCUCUUCCAAUUUGUUGAACGGGUCUCUGCCGUUGGAAUUCGGAGGGGAGAAGUUGCGGUACUUGAACCUCUCUUACAACAAGCUCACUGGAUCAAUCCCACCGGAGUUCGGAAAGAUGAUUCCGGAGAAUGCUACCCUCGACCUCUCCUUCAACAAUCUCACCGGAGAGAUACCGGAGGCUGUUUCGCUGUCGAAUCAGAAAACAGAGCAUUUUAAAGGGAAUGUGGAUCUCUGCGGAAAGCCGCUCAAGAACCUCUGCUCGAUUCCUUCAACUCUCUCGUCUCCGCCCAACGUUUCGACGACAUCUCCAGCUAUCGCCGUGAUCCCCAAGCCGUUAGAGUCCUCGCCGGAUUCAAACUCAUCCGGCGACCCGAACCCGACCAAAACCCAAGCCCAAACUCAGAACAAUGGGCUAAAACCAGGCACAAUCGUCGCCAUAGCCACCGCUGAUUUAGCCGGAAUAGGCGCCCUAGCACUCAUCAUCCUCUAUGUCUACAAAAUCAAAAAGAAGAAGGCUGCCACAGCCGCCGCCGCUGCCGCUUCGGCUGAAUCCGGCGAAGGAAAGCCCCCUAGCAAACAGAGCAAAAUUAUACAAAUCCCAUCGGAAUCCAUCAUCAUCAGCACAUCACUCGACGAAGAACCCAAAAGACGGUGGGCGUCGUGCCUGAAGGGCAACAUCGGAGGAGGGGAAACAUCGGAAUCGGCGAAUUCGUCUUCCGACAGCGAUCGGGAAGACCGGAGCAGUCCACAGAGACUAGGAGGAGCCGCCGGGAGCAAUAGCGGCGUCGGCGGGGGAAAGCUGGUGAUGGUGGACGGGGAGACGGAGAUGGAGAUGGAGACGCUGCUGAAGGCGUCUGCGUACGUUCUGGGCUCGAGCGGCGGAGGGAGCAUCGUGUACAAGGCGGUUCUCGCAGACGGUACGGCGUUCGCCGUGAGAAGGAUCGGGGAGAUUAGCGGCGGAGCGGCGGGGAAGGGGAUGAAGGAAUUCGAAGGGCAAGUGAGGGCGAUCGCCAAGCUUCGGCAUCCGAAUUUGGUGAAAGUGAGAGGGUUCUGCUGGGGAGAUGAUGAGAAGCUCUUCAUCUGUGAUUACGUCUCCAAUGGCAGCCUCGCCACUUGUGGUUACAGGAGGGUAGGAGCAUCGCCAUGUCACCUACCACUAGAAGUCCGGUUGAAGAUAGCAAGAGGGUUAGCCCGAGGGCUAGCCUUCCUCCACGAGAAGAAACAAGUCCAUGCCAACAUCAAGCCUAGCAACAUCUUGUUAAGCCAAGACAUGGAGCCCAUCAUCUCCGACUUGGGCCUGGACCGGCUCAUAUACGGCACCAGCAAGGCCGGCAACGGCUCCUCGAGCCGACACUUCGGUAGCAGCCAGAGGUCGAUGGUUGGUACAACGACGUCACUGGACAACCACAUGAUGGCGGGUACCGGUAGUAAUGUUAAUGUCGCCAACAAUAAUGGUAUGAUGAUAGCUGCCAGUCCCUACGCCACACCCAACUCUUCAGUCGUUGCGGGUCCCUCCCCUUACCAGGCGCCCGAGUCUCUGAAGAACUUAAAACCAAACUCCAAAUGGGAUGUCUACUCGUUCGGGGUCGUGUUGCUGGAGCUCCUGACGGGGAGGGUGUUCACCGAGCGGGAGCUGAGCCAGUGGGCGCCCACCACGUGUUCUGAGGAUCGGAGCUGGAUGUCCAGACUGGCUGACGUGUCGGUCCGGGGCGAGGUGGAGGCCAGGGAAGAGGCGGCCAUGGUGGCAUGUUUCAAGUUAGGGUUUAGUUGUGCUUGCCUUGUGCCACAAAAGAGACCGUCCAUGAAGGAAGCGGUGCAAGUGUUGGACAAGAUCCCUUCCCAUGCCCACUACGUCCCUCACUUUGUUGUUCAAAGCUAA
Messenger RNA from Linum trigynum, 2463 nucleotides. The record is from the annotation of a GenBank genome assembly. NCBI's taxonomy places the organism in Eukaryota, Viridiplantae, Streptophyta, Magnoliopsida, Malpighiales, Linaceae.